Molecule: messenger RNA, 1544 nt
Organism: Leucoraja erinaceus (little skate)
Lineage: Eukaryota; Metazoa; Chordata; Chondrichthyes; Rajiformes; Rajidae
Product: G-protein coupled receptor family C group 5 member C-like
Exons: 5
Coding region: 117-1163 (348 amino acids)
Biological process (GO): G protein-coupled receptor signaling pathway
Cellular component (GO): signaling receptor complex; intracellular membrane-bounded organelle; extracellular exosome
Molecular function (GO): G protein-coupled receptor activity; protein kinase activator activity
Source: RefSeq, a predicted model, not a curated record
CUCUCCUCCUCCCAUCCUCUCAUCCCCUCCCCUCUCAUCUCAUCUCAUUCAGUCAGUCAUAGAGUGGCAGAGUCAGAGGGAGUCAGAAAGGAGAGAGAGUAGAUACUCCAUCCAAGAUGGCCAUCGCUCCAGUUGGUUGUCGGAGAGACCUGAACUGGAUUUACUUCGGCCUGUGCAGCCUAAAGGAGGCCUGGGGCAUUCUUGUGGAGUCCCUGGCCUCCUUCGGCCUACUAUUCGGGGCCUGCCUGCUGCUUGCCCUGCUCGUAAUUGAAGUACGGGCCCGAAAAACAGACGGGAAGGGCCGGUUCGCUCUUCGGGCCUCGCUAGGCUUUGGAGCCUGGGGCCUAGUAGGCCUGAGCCUGGCUUUCGUGGUCAGGCCUCACCCCAACAACUGCUCGGCCCGCCGCAUCCUCUUCGGGUGCCUCUGCGGCCUGUGUUUCAGCUGUCUUUCGGCCCUGGCUGGUAGUUUGGCCUGGAAAUCUCGCUACGGCCGCCCACCGAGCGAUGGGGCUUGCCUGGCGGCGGCCCUGGGCCUGUUCUCAGUGGAGUGCGUCAUAAAGGCCUCCUGGCUCCUAACAUCCACCGUCAGGGCCAGGCCUUUGGAACGGGAGGCUGGACAGAGCCCUUGCUCGAUCGCCAAGGCUGAUUUCACCGGAGCCUCGGCAUAUGUUAUGGGCCUGCUGCUCCUUGGCCUAGUUCUGGCAGGCCUGGGCCUACGUUGCCCUGGGAAACGGGACCGCAGGCUCGCAGCCUACCUCUUCUCUUCAGCCUGUGCUUCCGUAGUGGUCUGGACGGCCUGCUUUGGGGCCUAUCUCGGCGGAGAGAGAAGGCCACGUCUGGGAGCAAGGCCUGAUGCUUGGGAUGACCCCCCCCUCGCCUCCCUCCUCCUCGCCCAGGGAUGGGUCUUCCUCUGCCUCUGUCUCGCCCCCUGGGUCAUCGAGGGAGCCAGGGGGCAGAGGCAGAGGGAGAGGGAGGUAGGUCCGAACGAGGUCUACACCGUCAACAAGGCCUUCCACACGGAGGUGGAAGAUGAGAAUCCGAUAAACUCUACCAUCGACGAUGUCUCUCUCAACUUAGAACCAAAAUCGAUCGAUUCAGAGCAGAAAUCUCUCGAAAACUCUAUUCGAAGACAAGAUCCACUUUAUCGAACCCACUUUACCUGAGUCUCGCUUGCCAACAUCUUUCCAACCACACGGUGCCCAGAACUGAACACAAUACUCUAAAGGUAGACAAAAAUGUUGGAUAAACUCAGCGCAUGAGGCAGCAUCUAUGGAACGAAGGAAAUAGGCGACUUUUCGGGUCGAGACCCUUCAAUACUCUAAAUGUAGCCUCACCAACGUCUUGUACAACUGCAACAUGACCUCGCAACUUCUGUCCUCAAUAUUCUGACUGAAGAAGGCCAAUGUGCUAAAAGACCUUAUCUAUCUGUGACGUCACUUUCAGGCAACUGUGUACCUGCGCCUCGAGAUCUUUGUUUUACGAGCUUCAAAAAUAAAAUGUAUUCAAAUCCACGCUGAAUAUAAUCUUGUCGUUAUUGUGGGAAA